AUGCCGACUGAAUUCCAUCUCUUCUCUGCGCUUCCAACCGAGCUUAGGCACGAUAUCUGGAAUCUGGCUAUUCGCCCCAAAGAGCCAGGAGUUCAUAUAUUCCGAGUUUACGGUAAUCAUUGGGAUCACCAAGCCCCGGAGGCCGUCCGGUUCUCAUACCAUGGGGAUCGAUUUUGUGGAUGGGGUCUCGCCGUACCUUUGCCACACGAAGAUGCCGCUUGUGUCAACAAACCUAGCGCGAGGAGUGUGUCGACAUAUAUGAUUGAUAUGGGACUAUGGACUGCCUGUCACGAAUCAAUGACUAUGAUGCGCAAAGCCUUUUCAAGGCCCAGGAGUAUCAAGUUCGGUGGACUUCGCAUCCCCGAGCCAGUGAUGUGUUACUACAUCUCUGGAGGUGCGCCACUUUAUUUCACAAUAGAUACAUCGGAGGAUCUUCUUAUCCUGCGAUCGGAUAGUUUAGGAUUCCACCUGGAAAAGAAUGACUGCGCGCUAAGCUUCCACUUCCGGCAAAUUGGCAUCGAAUACGAGUCAGACUGGGGAUCGCAGCUUCAUGAAUACAACCAUCAUCGCGGAGAAUGUCUAGCAUUUGACGAGCUUUCGAACCUCUUCGAUCAUUGGGAUUUCCGAUGCCUAUGUCUCGUCGAUUAUAACCUGAAGCGAAAGGCAAACGCUCCCCCUUACGACGGUUUAUGCUUUUAUGCAGGCAACAGGAGGCUUAUACAGGUGGACUUCUUAGACGAAAAUGAUCGGAACCACUGGGAGCAUAUUGAGCCAGUUCCAGAUAAAGAUGAAAAGUCUUCAUUCGCGUUCGCAGAACAGCUACGUGCAUGCUACGAAGAGAGGCAAGACAGGUAUCAACCUGUGUGCACACCUAGCAUAGGACUUCUUGCAUGGGAUAACUAUUGA
This is a messenger RNA of Fusarium subglutinans, 906 nucleotides long. RefSeq lists its product as uncharacterized. The transcript has a single exon. The coding region runs from base 1 to 906 and encodes 301 amino acids. Lineage: Eukaryota; Fungi; Ascomycota; Sordariomycetes; Hypocreales; Nectriaceae. The record is from RefSeq and is a predicted model, not a curated record.